AUGAGAUCUAUACGCCACCCGUCCGUGGCUUGGUCGGCGUACAACAGCACUACACCAAAGAGCUCAUCACGAUCUAUUCUCAAAGCAGUCCUUUCGGCAGAACAGGCAGAAGGUCAAGGCGCGCGCGUUCGCCGAUCCAUUGGUCGACCAGAAUUACGGAACCAUGACCCUUUUCUGAUGUUGGAUGAAUUUCUUGUGGAUAAAAAUGGCGGUUUUCCCGAUCAUCCACACCGUGGAUUCGAGACUGUAACAUAUAUGCUGGAAGGGCAGUUCCAGCACGAGGACUUUGCAGGACACAAGGGAACAAUUGGGCCUGGAGAUCUACAAUGGAUGACAGCGGGUCGUGGAAUCGUUCACUCAGAGAUGCCGGUCAAGUCUCAAGAUCGAGCACAUGGACUUCAGCUUUGGAUCAAUUUACCCAAGGAGCACAAGAUGUGUAAGCCUCAAUACCAAGAAUUGUUGGACAAGGAGAUUCCUCGGGCAAUGCCUGAAGAUGGUGUAGUGAUAAAAGUGAUCGCAGGAGAGUCACAUGGUGUCCGGAGUAAAGUAUAUACUCGAACACCAACUAUGUACCUUGAUUUUAAGAUGGAUAUGCACAAGACUGUGGAGCAAACGAUUCCCGCCAGCUAUACUGGAUUCAUUUAUACACUCAAGGGCACAGUGUUUGUAGGGGAUGAUGGAUUCGAGGGAAGAGCACAUCAUACACUGACAUUCUCGGAGGAUGGAAAGGAGUUGGUGAAGGUCUCGACUAGAGAUGAAGACGCACACUUUGUGUUGAUCGCAGGCGAGCCAUUGAGGGAGCCGAUUAUACAGUAUGGUCCAUUCGUGAUGAAUUCGCAGGAGGAGAUCUAUGAGACGUUCGAGGACUACCAGCAUGGCAAGAACGGUUUUGAACGGGCCAGGAAUUGGAAGUCAGAUAUUGCUCAAAUAUAA
Messenger RNA from Lobosporangium transversale, 933 nucleotides. Its product is annotated as RmlC-like cupin domain-containing protein. Lineage: Eukaryota; Fungi; Mortierellomycota; Mortierellomycetes; Mortierellales; Mortierellaceae. Gene Ontology annotation, cellular component: nucleus. Bases 1 to 933 code for a protein of 310 amino acids. The record is from RefSeq and is a predicted model, not a curated record. The transcript is spliced from 2 exons. Gene Ontology annotation, molecular function: quercetin 2,3-dioxygenase activity. Gene Ontology annotation, biological process: monocyte differentiation.